CGAGGGAUAAAGGCUUGUGGUGUGUGAUUGGUCUAACGAAGUACCUCGGCCUAAAUCUUAAUGCUCCCUCCUGGCUUCAAGCACGUUCCAACCACCCCUCAAUGCGCCAUCAAGCCCAAUCCUUGAGCCGAUCUCCUACGGAGGAGCUGUAGAUGCCGUGGUAUAACAGUCUCUCCGUCCCCGGCUUGGGGAUUACUUCUUGCGCUAUCCUCUACUCCUUAAAAGCCCCCAGUUUACGACCCACAUCGUAAACAAUGGCAAUCCUCACCUACCAGCCCUUCAAAGGCGUCUACGCGCUCUCUGCAAUCGGUUUCGAGCUUGCUAGACUGCCUCUCUGGCUCGUUAAGUACUUCCUCAAAUUUGGCCGUCAGCAUCCAGAAUGGAGCUUCAGACAAGCUCUCAGCGUGCGGAUUCUCUUCUCCACUGUUUACCAUUUCGCAACGGUGCAGGUUAAGACCUCGCUCCUGCUUACGCCUGGGAAAGAGAAGGGGCGGUUCGUGGUUAUAAAGGCUGCCCCGAGUAGCUUCUACAAGGGUCCGCUCGCUCCGAAUGAGGAUAUCAAGCCGGUCGAUAUUGGUGCGACUUGGUAUCCCGCGCCGCUCACGUCAUCGUCGGACACGAGCGCGGUGACUAUGGUUCUCCAUCUCCAUGGCGGCGCGUACGUUGUGGGCGACGGCAGGACCGGAAACUCCGGAUAUUUCGCAAAGAAGAUGCUCCAAAGCGGGAGCGCGACGCAUAUCUUCAUGCCUCAAUACCGCCUCUCAACGCUCCCCGCAUCAAAGAAGUCGAAUCCGUUCCCGGCCGCUCUCCAAGACUGUCUGACAAGCUACCUGUACCUAGUCAACGAGCUCAAGAUCUCUCCCUCAAACAUCGUAAUCUCCGGCGACUCGGCCGGCGCGAACGCCGCCAUCUCCAUCCUCCGCUACAUCGCCGAAUACGGUGCCGAAACCUCCAUCCCCGCUCCCUCCGCCGCCUGGCUCUGGUCCCCCUGGAUCUCUCCCCUCGAAGCCACAAGCGACGACUUCACGCGCAACAACCCAAAUUACAACACUGACUACCUGUCUUACCCAUUCACACUCUGGGGCAGCUUAGCAUAUGCCGGUCCCGCCGGAAAGUCCAUUCUCUCCUCCCCAUAUAUAUCGCACAAGAAGAAUCCUUUUAAGACGGAAGUGCCGCUUUGGGUGACGACGGGAGGUGCGGAGGUGUUGUAUUUCGAUGAUAAGGAGUUUGCAGAUAUGAUGAAAGAGGCUGGGAAUAACGUGACGUUUGAUGUAGAGCCGAUUGUGCCGCAUGAUGUUUUGUUGAUUGGGGGGAAUUUGGGGUUUGAUAAAGAGGCAACAGCGAAUGCGAAGAGGGCAGGAGAGUGGUUGAAGAGUGUUAGGAAGGUGUGAUGAUUUGGGCUUGGUUCCGGUUUUACUGUGGAUCAUGGUUUCUGCUGCGUUGGUGUUUGUUCCACGUGGGAUUUCUUGGAAUUCGAAGGGACUUGAUUGCCGGUGAUAACACAUUAAAUGGGACUUGGAAACUUCUUGCACAUCAGUUAGCGCGUCCUGAAAGUUCCGGUGAGUAUCCCACGCAGGUGGAUGUCACUAGAACAGCUG
Lindgomyces ingoldianus is the source of this 1598-nucleotide messenger RNA. RefSeq names its product alpha/beta-hydrolase. Gene Ontology annotation, molecular function: hydrolase activity. The coding region runs from base 255 to 1391 and encodes 378 amino acids. The transcript has a single exon. The record is from RefSeq and is a predicted model, not a curated record. Lineage: Eukaryota; Fungi; Ascomycota; Dothideomycetes; Pleosporales; Lindgomycetaceae.